CGCGCGGCCGCCGCCGCGGAGCCCGCCCGGGGCGGACAGGUCCCGCGGCCGAUGCGGCGCCAUGAGCGAUCGGGCUGCGCGGGGCCGGCGCUACAACUGCCUGAGCCUCAGUGAGAGCUACCGGGGGCGGCCGCUCGAGCCCCCCCGCGCCGCCGGCGCCCCCCGCCAUGGGCUGCAGAGCCUGGGCAAGGUGCCCACCCGGCGCAUGCCCCCCCCCGCGCACCUGCCGAGCCUGAAGGCCGAGAACAAAGGAAACGACCCCAACGUGGCCCUGGUGCCCCGCGACGGCUCGGGAUGGGCCAGCCGCAGCGACCCCCCCGACCUCCGCAGUUCCGAGCCCUCCGCCCCUCCCCCGCCGCAGUCGCCGUCACCGCCGGAUUCGCAGCCGCCUGCGAGCGGCACCGGGGGGACACGGACCCCGGGGACCCCCGAGAACCCCCCCCCGCCGCCAAGCGCGGCAAAGUCCUGGGCGCAGGCCAGCGGUUCCCCCGCCGAUGGUGCCAGGGCCCCCCCCCUCCCGGGCCGGUUCUCACGGGAGGAGUUCCCCAGUUUGGGGGCGGCCGCCGAGCGGGGGAGGGGCGGCCGCGAGCGGGGGGGCGCUGCCGACGCGUCGGGUGGGCGCGCACCGAGCCCCCGCCCCCACGGCGGCAGCUGGCGGGAGGGGCGCGGGGCCGAGGAGCCGCCGGCCGAGGGGGGGGGAGCCCCCCCCGGGCCCCCCCACUUCCCCCCGUACCGGGGGGUGAUGCCACCCUUUAUGUACCCCCCGUACCUGCCCUUCCCGCCGCCCUACGGGCCCUUCCGCAGUCCCGACGCACAGAGGUUCCCGCGGCCGGGGGGUCCCCGUGGGGCUGCGGCCCCACCCCGGGGGGGGUCGCCCCCGUCCCGGCCCCCCGUCCUGCGCCAGGACGAGCUGCGGGAGUUCGAUGAGCUGGACCAGGAGAACGACGAGGGCUGGGCCGGAGCGCACGAGGAGGUCGAUUACAGCGAGAAGCUCAAGUUCAGCGAUGAGGAGGACGGGCGGGACGAGGACGAGGACGAGGAGGGGAAGGAGAACGAGCCUCCGGCCCCCCCCGAGGCACCGCCCCCCCCCAGGGAGGAGCCGCCGCCCCCCAAGUCCCCCCCGGAGGCGCCCAAGGAGCCGCCGCCCCCCCCGGCCACACAGGUGACGGUGGCUGCCUGUAAGUGUCACGCAGGUGUCUGUAGGUGUCACACAGGUGUCAUGGGUGUCACACAGGUGUCAGUGGGUGGCUGUAGAUGUCACGGGUGUCACACAGGUGUCACACAGAUGCCGGUAAGUGGCUGUAGGUGUCACACAGGUGUCUGUAGUGGCUGUAGGUGUCACACAGGUGUCACACAGGUGCGUGCAGCUGUCCCAGGUGUGUCACACAGGUGUUGUGCCCGCAGGACGAGGACGAGGCGUGGCGGCGGCGCCGCCGGCAGAGCUGUGCCGAGCUGUCGCAGGCGGGUGGCGCGGGCGCGGCGGCGCCGCGAGGCCGAGGAGCGCCGCAUGGCCGAGCAGCGCCGCGCCGCCUGCGCCGAGAAGCUCAAGCGCCUGGAUGAGCGCUUCGGGGCCCCCCCCGAGCGCCGCCCGCCCGCGGGGACCCCCCCGGGGCCCCCCUCCGGCACCGCCGAGGCCCCCCCGGGCCCCCCUGAGCCCCCGCCCGCCCCCCCUGAGGCCGCCCCGGAGCCGCCAGAGCCGCGGGAGGAGCCCGAGAGCAGCGGGGGAGCCCCCGGGGCCGCAGCAGAGCCGCCUCUCCCCGAGGUGCCCCCUGAGCCCCCCGAGGAGCCGCCGCCACCCCCCCCGGCCCCUCCGGCUGCCGCUGCGCCCCCCAAGGGGGACCCUAAAGGGGAGGGGGGGGCGGCCCCCCCACGCCAGCCCCCCCCGGCCCAGCCCCCUGCGUACCCCAAGUACCAGAAGUCGCUGCCCCCCCGGUUCCAGCGCCAGCAGCAGGAGCAGCUCCUCAAGCAGCAGCAGCAGUGGCAGCAGCAGCAGCACGGCCCCCCCGCGGCCCCCCCUGCGGCCCCGCCGGCGCUGGGGGCUCUGGGGGCGGGGGUGCCCCCCCCCGGCGCGGCCCCCCCGGCCCCCCCCGGCCCCCCCAAGCUGUUCGGGGCCCUGGGCCGGCCCCCGGCGCUGCCCCCACUCGGCUUCGACCCCCGCUGGGUGAUGCUGCCGCCCUACGUGGACCCCCGGCUGCUGCCCCCCCGCGCCGCCCCCGUCGAUUUCUACCCCCCCGGCGUGCACCCCUCUGGGCUGCUGCCGCGGGAGCGCUCGGACAGCGGGGGCUCGGGCUCGGAGCCCUUCGACCGCCCGCCCGCGGCCCCCCCGCUGCGGGACCGCGGGACCCCCCCGGGGGACCCCAAACCCUCCUGGGGGGGCGACGCCUUCACAGCCCCCCCCGAGCCGCGGGGGCUGCCCUCGCCCCUGCGCCCCCCCGCCGGCGACGACGACAAGGGGCUGCGGAGUGAGACCCCCCCGGUCCGCCUGCGGGACCCCGGCGCGCCCCCUCCCUACGCCUACCCCCCUUUCGAGAACGGAGGGGGCCCCCCCCUGCCCCGCUUCCCGCCCCCCGCCGCCGAGGACCCCCCCGCGCCCCCCCGGCCCUGGGAGCCCCCCAAGAAGGCGCCGCCCCCCCAGAAAGCCCCGAAGGAGGAAGGGGGGGCGGCGCUGGGGGGGCCCCCCAAGGAGGACGGGGGGGGCCAGCGCCGGCCCGAGCGCCCCCCCCCGCGCCCCCCCCGACCCGCACAAGCCCCCCGCCCCCCCUGGCCCCCCCGGCUCGGGCACCGCCCCCCCCGGGCUGGCGCUGCCCCCGCCCCCCCUCGGCUGUCUUCCGCCUGGACCGGGUGGUCCCGAGCGACCCCGGGGGGAUCCGCAGGGCCCUGGCCCAGCUGCGCCCCAAGGCCGGGACCCCCCGCCCCGGGGGCUGCCCCCCCUGCAGCCCCUGAGCCCCCCCUGGGCCCCCCUCUGGGCCCUCCCGGAGCCCCCCGGGCCGGGCCGGGCCUCGGGGGCUUCUUGGCCAAACGACGCGAAAGGGCCCAGAAUCAGGAUCCCCUGGGGUUCGGGGACCCCCAGCAGGAUGGGCCGGGGGAGCCGCAGGGGAGGCUGAGCCCCCCCCUCUGGAGCCACCUGCCCACCAGUGCCCCCCCCAAGCCGCUGGCCCCGGGGCAGCCCUGGAUCGAGCCCCUCCCCCCGUUUGAGGACGCCGCCAGCCCCGAGCCCAGCCCCUCGGACAGCGGCGUGGAGCUGAGCGGGGACUCGGCCGCCUGCAGCCAGCGCAGCUCCCCCGACGGGGGCCUGGCCCCGAACCCGCCCGGGGGGGCGCAGCCGGGGGGGCCCCCCCUGCCCGAGGGGCCCCCGGAGCCGCGGUGCCGCCUGCCCCCCCCCCGCGAGGACACCCAGUUGUGCGGGGCCCCCCCCACGGCCCCCCCGGGCCCCAUCGGCACCGAGCGCUCCCAGCGAGCCCGGAACCCCCCCGGCGGGGGCGGCGAGGUCUGGGGGCCCCCCCACGGCACCGACGGGGACCCCCGGCCCCGAGAGCGCGGAGAGAAGGAGGGAGUGCCCCCCCCCGGGGGGGGAGACGGGCUCAGCGUUGCCCCCCGGGACUGGGAGCUGCUGCCUGGGGGGGGUCCCGAGGCCCCCCCAAAUCGGCCCCUGGAGUCCAAGGGCCCCCCCGGGGACCCCCCCGGGCCCAGCCAGCGCCCAUUCCCCGAGCUCUGCUACGGGGGGGCUGCAGCCGCCGGGCAGGUGCCCCCCCCAGCCACGGAGCCCCCCCCCGGCAGCAGCAGCAGCUUCCGGCCAGGGACGCCCUCGCUGACCCCGUACAGGCCGGUGCUGGUGGCGGGGGCGGGGCUGCCCCUCCCCCCGCUCAAGGGCCCCUUCAUGGAUUUCCCGGCCCUGGGGGGCCCCGACCUGGCCAAGCUGGGGGGGGGCGGGGGGGGUCCUGUACCCGCCCCCGUUCCUGUACGGGCCCUACUGCCCCGACCCCCCCGUGCUGCAGGUGCGGCAGGAGCUGACCCCGCCCUCGGAGUUCUACGGGCAGGGCCAGAGCAGCUUCCAGCAGAUGCUGCUGCCGCUGGUGGAGCCCCCCCCGGUCCCGCCCGUCGUCAACUUCGGGGCCCCCCCGGCGCCGCCCCUCCCCCUCCUGCCGCUGGGGCGGCUCCUGGCCCCGCCCGCCCGGCCCUUCGCCCCGCCCCCCCACCGCGGGCCCCGCCCCCGCCCGGCCGAGCCCCCCCCCUCCCCCCGGGGCGCCGGCCCCUCCCCCCGCCGCCCCUCCCCCCACCCUGCCUCCCCCCGUCCCCCGUGCCGCCCCUCCCCCCCGGGGUCCCGCCGCCCCCCCAGCGCUUGGGGCCCCCCCCGGGCCCCCCCGGAGCCGCAGCGCCCCAGUGA
Messenger RNA from Corvus hawaiiensis (hawaiian crow), 4384 nucleotides. RefSeq names its product protein PRRC2A-like. Gene Ontology annotation, biological process: cell differentiation. The record is from RefSeq and is a predicted model, not a curated record. NCBI's taxonomy places the organism in Eukaryota, Metazoa, Chordata, Aves, Passeriformes, Corvidae.